CAUCAUCCUAAACUGUAUUUGGCAACACUGGACAGUUGACUGGCUCUUUUUAGCAAACUUCAGAGCUGUUGGGGAAGACUGGGGUAUAAAGCGUUUUAGUAAAGCAACAAGUUAAAAACAACCGAUUUCAUGAUUCGCUUCUGGCUGCGGUUGUUCUUUGUGCUCGCGUGGCUCGGUUUCUGGGAGCCUGCCGAGGCACGAAGAGCACGCUUUAAACCAACACCACCGAAGCCAAAGAAAUCCGAGGCAGAACAGGCUAUUGAAAAACUAGCUCCAGGUCAGAACAUCAACAUUGAUCAGAUGAGUGGGAAGUGGUACCUUCUUACUGUGGCAUCACGGUGUAAGAAUCUUCUGGAGAGCGGCUUUAAGCUGGAGAGCACGACUGCCACUUGGACUGUCACUGGUGACAAGGUGUCAGUGAGCACUGUGAGGAAACUCAAUUUUGAAUGCUGGGAAAUCAAGCAGAACUACAUGAGAACAAAGACCCCUGGCCAACUGUUUCUCAAAGGUAAGAGACCUGCUGAGAAUGUGGACAUAAUGGUGCUUGAGACAGACUACAGCUCUUAUGCUAUGGUGGUUUUUAAAAAAGCAGGGAAAAUUACCAUGAAACUGUAUGGACGUUCCGGUGAAGUGCCUGAUAAUAUAGUGGAUAAAUUUGAGGAUCGUGCAAAGACAUUCAAAUUGGGAUUGGACGUCAUUUUCCAGUAUCCUGACUAUGGGUUCUGCGAGUCCACAGAAAAGGUCCUGGAUCUAUCCUAAGACUGACUGGCCAGCAUCUUGUGAGCACUGUGAGAAAGUGUUGUGCUAAGAAUUGCACCAAUAAAGCUAUUUUGUAAUUUUAA
This is a messenger RNA of Cyprinus carpio (common carp), 842 nucleotides long. It is a transcript of the gene c8g, whose product is annotated as complement C8 gamma chain. Gene Ontology annotation, biological process: complement activation. The record is from RefSeq and is a predicted model, not a curated record. Gene Ontology annotation, cellular component: membrane attack complex. NCBI's taxonomy places the organism in Eukaryota, Metazoa, Chordata, Actinopteri, Cypriniformes, Cyprinidae.